This is a messenger RNA of Trypanosoma brucei brucei TREU927, 2547 nucleotides long. RefSeq lists its product as hypothetical. The coding region runs from base 1 to 2547 and encodes 848 amino acids. NCBI's taxonomy places the organism in Eukaryota, Euglenozoa, Kinetoplastea, Trypanosomatida, Trypanosomatidae. The transcript has a single exon. The record is from RefSeq and is a predicted model, not a curated record.
AUGUUUGAGGGGGCUGGCGAAGGUCUAAAUGUGCGUCUCGCUACGUCCAUUAAGCUAUUUUUGGAACCCGACGCCGACCCCUCCCGCAACGACGCUGCCGAUACGAGGGGCAGCGCAAGUUAUGCGUCGGAGGAACUUUUAAGUGUGGCUGAUACGCUAAGAAAGUAUGCUAACACCGAUGAGUGUGCCUCGUCACCGACAGCCGUGGCGUCGGAGGAAAAGAGGUCGCCCACUGCUGCCUUGGCAGCUCCUCUUCGAGGGGAUCGAAAUUUACGCAUCCCCACUCGUGCGAGUGAAGCGCGUCCGCGUUCUGCGAGUAACAAAAUGGGGAAGAAAACCGACCGUGGCCGCAGCGCCGCACGACCAAAAGCUGCCCAGGAGCGAAAGCGCCUCCAUCAAGGCCGCCAAGGUUCAAAGGCGACUAGGAAGCAGGAAUCUGCAAAAGAGAAGCAAAACGAAGUAGUAGUGUCGCGUGCUGCAAGCCGCAGGGCGCGCAAGCACCAGGCACGAGCAACAGCUGUAUCGACACUGAGGGAUUAUACCACGGCCACUCCGGCGAACAGGAAGAGUUUCAUUGAGAGUAUAACAGUAAAUGAGAAUGAAUGUUGGGGUGCUCCACCACUAGAAGGUAGCCCCGAGGCAAAAAAACAAGCACAUACCUCAACCAUGUCUCCUCUCCCACGACGUGUCGCACGAGAGUUGUACCUCAAAGACGCACCCACACUUGAUGAAACAAGUUCACAGGCACCGUCGCAGCAUCAUGGUUUCUACUCUUCCCCCGACCUCACCUUCCCGAGGUGGGAUGGCUUCCCCAACAACAGCAGUAAACCCGUGAACGACGUAACUACCGGUUUGAGCAACGAAGCAGGUGAUGCGUUGUUUCAUCACUUCUGGGGUACCUCAGGAGAGCCGCCCGCAAAUGUUGUUUUCCCUGGAGGCUCAAUUCACCCCUCUAAAAUAACCCGGUUGAAGGAAAAGAGUAGACACAACGACGUGUGGCAUGUGGAGGAUGGCACUCCGGCCGAAAAGGCAAACUUAAGUUCGUGGAAGCAGCCAUUGCAGGAGUUUGGUGAUACCGAGGAGAAGCCAGGGGAGCGGGGGGAGCUCGCCGUCACACUUGCCAACAACCGGAUGACGUACACGGAGACAUUCGAUGACUACCAAAACGUUUUUUACAGGUUGUGGAGCUGCUCUUCCAGCCGUGGGCACAUCGGGUUUUUAAAGAAUUUGAGCGACAAAGCGGGGGCUACGGGCGCGGUGGGAGAACAACCUAACUCUCUCGUUGCUUGCUCUGCCAUUCUGAGGGAUCCACAAGGUUUAUUGGUUAGUAGGAACUUGAAUAGCAUGUUAUUUGCGGUGGGUUCCCAGCGAGGACCUGAAGGUAGUUUGAAGAAGUGGUGGCUGGCAUCCGGUGGUGAUUCGGCAGCUACAUUGGAUAAACAGACGAUACUUGACCAGGGAAGCUGCGUAGAACUUUCUUACGCCGCACGUAUUCUUUAUGUUGCACUGCUGUACAUUCGUACACUCGGCGGGUUCCCGACGCUCCAGCGAAUCACCCCGCUUUCAGAUAGUAGUACCGUUGUUGAAAAGGAGAAUUGCUUGGAACUUGUAUUUGCCACCACACGCUUUUCCCCAGGGGGUAAGAGAGGGAAGGGUAUGCAAGAGGUUAACUUCCGUGAGGAGCGGAGCGUUAUCGUCCGCUCCGUUCUCGCCGAAAAGUCAUGUGUGGAGCGGUUUGGCAAGCGAGAGGUGGUACACGUGCUGCCCUUACUGAAUGAGAGUGUAGGCGAUGCACCAGAGAGAGUCAGCAUGCAAACCAUUACAAGUGCGGCGGCUGACAAGUCAUUCGUAGGAUUUCACCCCAGGUCUGAUAAGCAGCCGACACGCGGGCCGGAACCUUCGUACACUGCUGCGGCCUCGUCCCCCACGUUGAACGGCUCCGCUCUUAAUUCCCUGAAAGAGAAAGCGGUUGACUACGGUGAUAUUGCAGUAGCCUUUUUAAUGAGCGUCGAGGCGUCGAAGUUAAGCGGUGUCCUUCCUGAACCAAUGGAGAUCGAGGGACUACGAUAUCGAGUGUUCAUUUUGGAUAGUUGUAAAAAUUACAGAAAACCACAAGUUAAUGUGUUUAAAAAUGAGGUAGGUAGCGAUACUGAACGGUGGAUAAAUAACAGAAUGGGCGCCUUUGAAAUCGAGCUGUUAAGAAAGCGAGAGGAGGCCCGAGCAGCCCAGGCUGCCCAUCUAGCUCAAGUAUCUCUCCAGGAGAUGCUGCUGAAGAUUAAUGGGCCGUUGGGCCGUUUCCCUUGGUAUCGUCCGAUGACGAUCGCCGAGUCGACGCUGGCUAAAGCGGACAAGGAGUCAUCUGGGACGUAUUGCACUCACUCGGAUGAUGUUCAAACCGCAUUGCCGAGGUUUUACCAACUUCGGCUACCACGUUUGCACCAAGACCUCGCGUACGUGAUGUGCAACCUGUUGGGCAUCUCUCUCACAAUGGUUCCGUGUCCAGCCAGUGGAGGGCAGUCGCAACCAAGUUCUUUCUAUUCGGAGUAG